Molecule: messenger RNA, 4660 nt
Organism: Nomia melanderi (Alkali bee)
Lineage: Eukaryota; Metazoa; Arthropoda; Insecta; Hymenoptera; Halictidae
Gene: Strip
Product: striatin interacting protein
Biological process (GO): cytoskeleton organization
Cellular component (GO): cytosol
Source: RefSeq, a predicted model, not a curated record
UCCAUUCAGAUAAAGUCCGCUAGUCUAACAGGGUAUUUUUGACGGAGUUGGUAUCUCGGAACUGUAGACAGAAAAUUAUAUUGCACGUUCCGUCUAUACAGAUCUUAGAUCUGUGAUGUUUUAUAUAUUAUUGAGUAUCACGGCAUAAGAGGGAGUUAUAAUUUCGUUUGGUACUGCUCUCAAAUUCUUGCAGUGUGGUGUUAUAUUUUCAUCGUUGGUUUGUGAUACUUUUCAAUAUUAUUGAACACUAUAAAGAUAUACCGAUAUUUUCUGACAGAAGAACAUCGAUAACAAGAAUUAAUCAAUCAAUAAAAUUGAUUUUAAUGUUUGAAUGCGAUCAUAAAAUAUUGAUUCGUAUAUUAAGUCAGGCAUGCAGUGUGUAAUAUAUCUUUAAUCAUUGUUAGAAAAUGUUAUGUGACGUUAGCCAUGGACAUAAAUCGAAAUGGGAAGCAUGAUCUUCCCCAAGUACAUAAUUGUGUACUCUUGUGUUAUCAGUAGUGAUGUGAAUAGAUGUUUUGUGAAUUGAACAAGACAACCUGGCAGAAGUAAGAAACGAUAAUUGUGAAGACCGAAUCGUCCCUAACCUUUUCUAGCAGAAGUACCUCUUACUGUUCAAUUCUUGGAUUUUUACAAUCUGUUCGUUAAAGAAUACAAUUUGUUGAUAACGUCUCACAUACACUUCUUAUUAAAUUUAAUAUUCACAAAAUGGAAACACCUGCAACUACGGAUUUGGAUUUUGUUUACGAUGAUGCAGAUACUCAUGCUAAUGAAAUUGCUGAGUUAUAUAGUUAUACGGAACAAUAUGAAUUACAUGUUAAUCUUACUGCUUUUGAAGAACAAAUGGAGUUUUAUAAAUUACGACCAUUAUGGCAAAACUUAACAGAAGUAGAACAAAAGUCAGUGAUCUGUAAAUUAUUGGAUCAGUUAGAGGUUUCCAACAAGCAGUUAAGAAUGCAAGCUGCAAGGUGUAUUUUAUAUUUAGCUCAAGGGUGUUGGGCUGAAGUACAGUCUGAUAAAGAGCAACAAGACAGGACUCGAACAAAUGUAAUGUUAUUAUACGAAGCUGGAGUUUUUUCAGCAUUUGUUGAACUUCUUAAUAUUGAAAUCGAAAACAGUACAACAGUUACCUCGGCAAUGAGGAAAAUAACUGUUAGUCUUGAUGACUCUAUUGAUUUAAGAGUAAUCUUAUCUGUUUUAUACAUUAUAACUGAAGUAAUGAGAGAAGAAAUGAAAAAUUUAGAUAAUAGUAUUUAUAAGGAUCAUGUUGAAGCUUUUAAAGAAGAUCUAAUAAAUCCAUAUGGCGAAGAAUUGCUUAUUGUUAAGCUUCUUGGUAUGGUGACAUGCUUUUGCAGUGGAUCUGCACCACAUUUUGCUAUGAAAAAAGUACUUCUACUUUUGUGGAAGUUAAUUUUAGUGUCUCUUGGUGGUAUUGAUACACUGAGACGACUGAAAAAACAAUAUCGUGAGGAAGCUGGACUUGAUACACAACAAGAAGAUACUAUAGAAGUUGCUAAGACAAUGAGGCCCAGCUCACCUCCAAUUAAUGCUGGAGACUUAAUUGAAACACAAAAUCAGAAGAUAAAUAGUAAAUACCGGCGACAAUGUUUAAUAAAACAAAGAUCAUUAGAUGAACCAUUAUCAGGUGUGGUAUUCGAACUUACAGAAAUGAGAAAUGCAGGUUGGAAUGAACCUUGUUACCUUGAAGACCAAAAUAAUCAACCAGAAGUAAGGCCUAGUACUCCACCGCUUACUAAGGGGAAAGGUUUACCAUGGACACCAAAAGUCAGACAACAGGACGUUGACACUUUUCUGGAAGUAUCCAGACUAAAGUUUGUUGGUUAUAAAUUACAAGGAGAUAGAGAAAGUUUGGCUGGUUUGCCACAACCAAUACAUGAAGGUGUUAAUACACUAAAACGACAUAUGUAUACGUCUUUAGCUGAACUUCAAAUACAAAAAGAAGAGGAAAUUGCCAGGAACCCAAUGAGUACACCAGAGCCUCCAAUUCGUCAAACACCAACAGAAAUAUUAUAUCAAGCUAUAUUACCAAAUCUUCCACAAUAUAUGAUCGCGUUAUUAAAAAUUUUACUCGCUGCUGCACCCAUCAGUAAAGCUAAGACAGAUAGUACAAAUAUCAUGGCCGAUGUUUUACCAGAACAAAUGCCUAUGACGGUCGUACAAUCAAUGACACUUGGUAUCGAUGUAAACAGGCAUAAGGAAAUCAUUGUUAAAGCAGUUUCUGCAAUUCUGUUACUCUUGUUAAAGCAUUUCAAACUGAGUCAUAUAUACCAGUUUGAAUUUAUGUCGCAACAUUUAGUAUUUGCUAACUGCAUACCACUCGUCUUAAAAUUUUUGAACCAGAAUAUUGUAGCUUAUAUUGAAGCUAAGAACGUUAUUCCAAUUUUGGAUUUUCCUAUGUGCGUUAUUGGUGACCAACCAGAAUUAACUAUACAAAGCCUUGAAAUUGGAGAUAGCCAAACGUAUUCUUGGCGCAAUGUUUUUUCCAGCAUUAAUUUAUUGCGUAUUCUUAACAAACUGACAAAAUGGAAGCAUAGUAGAAUUAUGAUGCUGGUCGUUUUUAAAUCCGCACCUAUAUUGAAGCGUACGUUAAAAGUUAGACAUGCAAUGAUGCAAUUAUAUGUAUUAAAAUUAUUAAAAAUGCAGACCAAAUACUUAGGACGGCAAUGGCGGAAAAACAAUAUGAAAACAAUCAGUGUAAUUUACGCAAAAGUUAGACAUCGUUUAAACGAUGAUUGGGCUUACGGCAAUGAUUUAGAAGCACGACCAUGGGAUUUUCAAGGAGAAGAAUGCGAGUUACGCAGAUGCGUCGAUCAAUUUAACAAUCGACGAUACUCUAAUGCUCCUAAAAACAAAGACAUGGAACCUGUUGACACAUCUGUUAUAUCAGUGCUUGGAGCAAACGUUGAAUUGAGCGAAGAGUUUAAGCAACAUUAUGAAUUAUGGUUACAGAAAGAAGUAUUUGAGAAAAGUAUUAACUGGGACCAGUUAUUGGAUCCUGAAUCAUGUGAACUUUAAAUUUUUAAUGAGUGUAAUAUAUUGAAAUGAUAUUUUCACUGACAAACAGACCUGCAUCAAAUUUUGACGUUUUUAUAAAUUAUGCACUAUUGUGAAGUGUUUAAAAAAAUGAAGCGAAAAAAAGAACGUUGCUAAAUCGAUACUUCGAAAACUGAAUUUGUAUUUGGUUUGUAUAUAUUUGAACUGUGAAUGGUACUAAUCAAGCAGACGUUCAAUGAAAAUACUAGUGAAUAUGAAAAUGAAACGACUGUUUAGAAAAUAAUCUGUAUUCAUUGUUUUUUUACAGUUUUUGUGUGUAUUUAAUUUGUGCAAUGGUUAUUGCUGAUAGCAAUAUUUUACGAUUACAUACUUAUAAAUAAAUAUAUAAUCGUCUCUUACGUAUUUACGAUAUACUAGGAUAAAUUUAUUCGAAAAUAUAUAUGUAUAUCAUUCAUAUUAUUCACGUUUUAUGAUUUAAGUUUCUGUAAAUUAAUUUUUAAUGAUGUAACAGGUAUUCCGUAAUUUGCAUACCAACUCAACUUUCUUGUAUUUUGUAUAAUUUUUAUAUGUACUCAAUUUUUCCAUUGUUAUAAGGAUAAUAUAUAUGAUUAUAACCUUUACAAUAUUUACAAAAAAAUACAAAAAGAAAUUUUAACAUAUAUUUUAAUUCAAUUGGAAUCAUAUUUAAAAGAAAUAUUUGCUAACUUCGUACUUUAAACAUUUUCUUGGUUCAUUAUUAAAUGUGGCAAUUAUAUGUGUCUGACCUGUGUCUUUGUAUUUAGCUAGUCUCUUAGUAUGCAAGGAAGAAAGAGAUUGAGGGAGAGAGCUGAAUAAUAGAAACAGUCUUAUAGAAAUUUAUAAAAUUUCAAACGUGCAGAAAGCAGGAAUGGCUUAUGCAUUUUUGUUAUCAUUUUUUACUUUAUUUGAUAAUGAAUCGUGUAAAAUAUAAAAUAUGAAACUAAUAGACUGAAUAAUUCAACUUUCUCUUACUUAUUUAUUAUAAUGUAUAAUUAAACUGUUUCAACGCGAUGUAUUAAUUACGUAUAAUUUAUGAUACUUCGGCUACUGUACAUAAUAUUUCAUGUGAUUGGCGUUAUAUUUAAAUGGUCAAAAUUAAAUAAAAUUAUGAUCUACACACAGUUGUAAUUUUUAAAUGGUUCAUUAAGCUGUCAUAUCAUAAAUUACAUUUGUCGUAUAAAAGUGUAUAAAACAUUUUAUAACAAUAUAAAUUACUUGAGAUUGUAUAAAGUUAUAAAUCAAAUGAUCACGUUUUAUUUAUAGGCAUUUACAUAUCUCAUUUGUCAUCUAAAAUGUACACUUUCCCCAUUGUAUGCUUAAAAACUGCUUUAAUAGGCCAUAUAAUUCGAUAUAUUAAUAAAUUAGUUGUAUAAAUUGAUUAUAUAUGUAUAUAAAAUUUUGGAUAAGUAUCGUAUAACUAUUGAUAUAAAAAAUAUGGGAUGCUAUGAUCACAGAUAAUGAAUUGAAGUACAGAUUUCUGUGGCUUAUGAUAUUGACAAUAUUGAAUAUAGUGAAGAUAUCUGAAGCAUUAUGGCUUUACCCAUUUAUAGGAGCCAUAAUAAGCAAAGUUGUUUUGUUUCGCUACUUCAUCAGCUUCUUUAGGUCCACGAGAACCGUACCUGAAAUUAAA